CUUGUGAAUACUUCCUCGCCCUCAUUCGCUCUUCAGCCUGAUCUUCAUCGACUCAGGGCUUCAUCCACUGCGCAGACAGCCCCGCAUCGCUCGCGAAAGGCUGCCGGUUCCCUGCCUGACGCUGCACAACAAAACACAAUCUCCACCGCCACCCUCUCUGGAAUUCGAUCUCUCUCUUACCCACUCCGCCUACCGUGUGCCAUGGCGUCGCUGCCCGAAAACGUCCACACGGCCUUGUCCAACGUUCUGAGUGGUCUCCAAUCCUCUGACAAUGUGACGCGCACAGCUGCCGAGGAACAGUUGAACAAUGAAUGGUUCAUCCAGCGACCCGACGUGCUGCUCUUGGGUCUCUCCGAGCAGAUGGAUUUUGCCCCGGACUCUAAUACGCGCAAGUUCGGUGCCGUCAUCUUCAGGAGGGUAUCCUCCAAACCCCGCAAAGCCCCAAACAACCAAAAGACUGCCGACGCAUUCCUGACCUUGAAUGCUCCCGAGCGAGAAGCUAUACGUGCGCGUAUACUACAAUGCCUAGGCAAAGAACAGGAACCUUUGGUCAGGAACAAAAUCGCAGACGCUGUAGCAGAGCUUGCACGGCAGCACACAGAAGAGAACGUACCUUGGCCUGAGUUGCUUGGGGCUUUGUCUCAAGCCAGUCAAUCCAAUGACGCUGGUCUGCGCGAGACGUCGUUCAGGAUCUUCUCCACCACCCCUGGUAUAAUAGAAGCACAGCAUGAGGAUAUUGUGCUAGCUGCUUUCAAGCGGGGAUUUGGCGAUAGCGAGAGCCCUGUACGCGUGGCAGCUGUUGACGCUUUCGCACAAUUCUUCCGCUCCAUCACCAAAAACGCCCAGAACAAAUACUUCCAGUUGAUUCCAGAUAUCUUGAAUAUCCUUCCCCCAAUCAAGGAUUCUGGUGAUGGGGACAUGCUCACCAAAGCCCUUGUGUCGUUGAUCGAAUUGGCAGAAGUCUCACCUAAAAUGUUCAAACCUUUGUUUAACAGUCUUGUACAAUUCAGCAUAUCGGUUGUUCAAGACAAGGAAUUGGAUGACCAGCCGCGUCAAAAUGCCUUGGAACUCAUGGCCACAUUCGCUGACCAUGCUCCAGUUUUGUGCAGGAAGGAUCCAAAUUUCACGAAUGACAUGGUCACCCAGUGUCUGUCAUUGAUGACAGAUGUUGGAGCAGACGACGACGAUGCUGAAGAAUGGAACGCUAGUGAAGACGUCGGCGACGAUGAGAGUGAUUCGAAUCAUGUUGCUGGCGAGCAGACAAUGGAUCGUCUAGCCAACAAGCUAGGCGGACAGACGAUACUGCCUCCGACUUUCAACUGGCUUCCUAGGAUGAUGACUUCGUCUGCUUGGCGCGACCGACAUGCUGCCCUUAUGGCUAUAUCUGCUAUCUCCGAGGGCUGCCGUGACUUGAUGAUCGGGGAACUGGACAAAGUACUCGAUCUGGUUCUUCCAGCCCUCCGCGACCCGCACCCUCGUGUUCGCUGGGCAGCUUGCAACGCUGUUGGACAAAUGAGCACCGAUUUUGCCGGUACUAUGCAAGAAAAGUAUCACCAAGUUGUCUUGCCAAGCAUCAUUCCUGUGCUUGAGUCUUCCGAACCACGUGUGCAGGCACAUGCGGCAGCCGCCUUGGUCAACUUCUGCGAGGAAGCGGAGAAAAACAUCCUGGAGCCUUAUCUUGAUCAACUACUCAAUCAUCUGCUUAUGCUUCUCCAAAGUCCCAAGCGAUUCGUACAAGAGCAAGCGCUGUCCACUAUUGCUACAGUCGCUGAUUCUGCCGAAGCUGCUUUCUCCACCUACUAUGACACCUUGAUGCCAUUGCUUUUCAACGUUCUCAACGAAGAACAAUCAAAGGAAUAUAGGCUUCUGAGGGCCAAAGCUAUGGAAUGCGCGACAUUGAUUGCCCUGGCAGUUGGAAAAGACCGCAUGGGUGGCGACGCUUUAGCUUUGGUACAACUACUCGGACGUAUUCAGAAUGGCGUUACUGAUAGCGACGAUCCGCAAUCAUCGUACCUGUUGCACUGCUGGGGUAGAAUGUGCCGGGUGCUUGAGAAGGACUUCGUUCCAUUCCUGGCUGGGGUGAUUCCUCCACUAACCGAACUUGCUGCCGCCAAAGCCGACAUUCAACUUCUCGAAGACGAAGACCAAGUGGCUGCAAUGCAAGAUGAGGAGGGGUGGGACUUGGUGCCGGUCAAAGGAAAGGUGCUCGGUAUCCGGACCGCGGUACUAGAUGACAAGCACAUGGCUAUCGAGCUAAUCGUUAUUUACGUGUCAGUGCUCGAAGAGGCUUUUGAGCCUUAUGUCAACGAGAUCAUGGAGAAGAUUGCACUUCCUGGUCUUGCGUUCUUCUUCCACGAUCCGGUUCGAGUUGCAUCCGCAAAAUGUGUGCCUGCACUCCUCAACGUUUACAAAAAAGCACACGGUCCUCAAUCGGCUCAACUCGGUCAACUUUGGGCGGUCACAGCGGAACGCGUAUUGGAAGUCUUGAGUACCGAGCCUGCCAUCGACACAUUGGCAGAGAUGUACCAAUGCUUUUACGAGUGUGUUGAAUGCAUUGGCAAAGACUGUCUGUCGGAAAAACACAUGAAAGACUUCAUCGUGUCAGCUAAAAGCGUUCUGGACGAUUAUCAAGUUCGUGUCACGAAGCGUCUUGAGGAACAGGCGCAAAAUGAAGAUGGGGAUGAAGUUGACGAGGAAAUUCUUUUCGCGAUCGAGGACGACCAAACUUUGCUUUCAGACAUGAACAAAGCGUUCCACACCAUCUUCAAGAACAUGGGUACCGCCUUUCUGCCAUUUUGGCAAGAACUCAUGGAUUAUUACAAGAUGGCUGCCAUCAACCAGGAUCCCACCCAGCGACAGUGGGCUAUUUGUAUCUUCGAUGAUGUGCUCGAGUUCUGCGGUCCUCAGUCCUGGAACUAUCACCAAGAUAUGGUCCAGCCUAUCAUCAACGGCAUGCAAGACGAUGUUCCCGCUAACCGUCAAGCUGCUGCAUACGGCGUGGGUGUAGCUGCCCAUCGUGGUGGGGACGCCUGGUCAGACUUUGCCGCAGCGAGCCUACCAACGUUAUUCCAGAUCGUUCAGCGACCCAGCGCAAGGGCAGACGAUGAUGUAUUUGCCACUGAAAAUGCUUGUGCCAGUAUCGCCAAGGUCCUGCACUAUAACGCUGCUAAGGUUUCCAAUUGGCAAGAAGUGGCUACUGCGUGGGUAGAUACACUUCCUGUAGUCAACGACGAGGAAGCUGCACCCCACGCAUACGCAUUCUUGGCCCAGCUCAUUGAGCAACAAAACCAGGCUGUCUUCAGCAAUCCCGGCAAGACGUUUGUGCACGUGGUACAUGCUCUAGAAGCCGAGACUUUGCAGGGCAAGACGGCGACACAUGUUGUCAAUGCCGUCAAAGCGUUGAUUCAAGCCACAAACACCAACCUUUCUCAGGUUGCCGCUAGUUUGACAGUCGAGCAACAGAGGACUGUUCAAGCUUACUUCAGUUAA
Periconia digitata is the source of this 3489-nucleotide messenger RNA. The record is from the annotation of a GenBank genome assembly. NCBI's taxonomy places the organism in Eukaryota, Fungi, Ascomycota, Dothideomycetes, Pleosporales, Periconiaceae.